Alexandromys fortis (reed vole) is the source of this 1903-nucleotide messenger RNA. It is a transcript of the gene Supt7l, whose product is annotated as SPT7 like, STAGA complex subunit gamma. The record is from RefSeq and is a predicted model, not a curated record. Gene Ontology annotation, molecular function: protein heterodimerization activity; transcription coactivator activity. Gene Ontology annotation, cellular component: SAGA complex. Bases 446 to 1504 code for a protein of 352 amino acids. NCBI's taxonomy places the organism in Eukaryota, Metazoa, Chordata, Mammalia, Rodentia, Cricetidae. The transcript has 5 exons.
GGCGCUUGAAAAGAAGCGCUUCCGGAGGCUUGGACUACUAAUCAAUAAACUAGGCUCUUAGGCUUGACCUAGUCGUCGCUCGAACCUGUCAGAGUCGGACAGCCGCGUAGACCGCUCCUGGAACACGGCGGGCAAAGAGUGUGAACCUUCACACAAUGUCUGCUAGUCCGAUGUGUAUUGAACCUGAAGAGACAUCUAGGCAUUGAAUCUGGAGAUGUAAAUGGAAGACAGAUUGUAGGCUUCAUUGAAUGGAGAACAUCCUUCCUCUAGAGUUUUGCUAACACCGAUUUCAAAUUGAUCUUAACUUGCUUUUUAUGUAAGAACUGCUGGACUUCAUAUUUUUUACUAGAGAAGCCUAUGACCUACAACUGCCCGAGACUUGAACACAUUACCUGUAGGGUAUCAACUACAUUAAACCUGGGAGCUCUUCUCUGCAUGCCCUAAAAUGUUGAGAUACUGGGGAGAGAUACCCAUCCCAUCGGGACAGACCAACCGAAGUUCCUUUGAUCUGCUCCCACGGGAGUUCCGCCUGGUGGAAGUCCAUGACCCACCCCUGCACCAGCCCUCGGCCAGCAAGCCCAAACCCCCAACCAUGCUGGACAUCCCCUCAGAGCCUUGCAGCCUCACCAUCCACACCAUCCAGUUGAUCCAGCACAACCGACGCCUUCGCAGCCUCAUUGCCACCGCUCAGACCCAGAAUCAGCAGCAGACAGACGGCGUGAAGGCUGAGGAGAGCGAACCUCUUCCCUCCUGCCCUGGGUCACCUCCUCUCCCUGAUGACCUCCAGCCUUUAGACUGUAAAAAUCCCAACGCACCAUUCCAGAUCCGGCACAGUGACCCAGAGAGUGACUUUUACCGCGGAAAAGGAGAACCAGUGACUGAACUCAGCUGGCAUUCCUGUCGGCAGCUCCUCUACCAAGCAGUGGCCACAAUCUUGGCCCAUGCGGGCUUUGACUGUGCUAACGAAAGCGUCCUGGAGACCCUAACUGACGUAGCACAUGAGUACUGCCUCAAGUUCACCAAGUUGCUGCGCUUUGCCGUAGACCGGGAGGCCAGGCUGGGACAGACCCCUUUCCCUGAUGUCAUGGAGCAGGUGUUCCAUGAAGUGGGGAUUGGCAGCGUGCUCUCCCUGCAGGAGUUCUGGCAGCACCGCAUCAAGGACUAUCACACUUACAUGCUACAGAUUAGCAAGCAGCUCUCUGAAGAGUAUGAGAGGAUUGUCAAUCCUGAGAAGGCCACGGAAGACACUAAGCCUGUGAAGAUCAAGGAGGAGCCCGUGAGUGACAUCACGUUCCCUGUCAGUGAGGAGCUGGAAGCUGACCUGGCUUCUGGGGACCAGUCCUUACCCAUUGGGGUGCUGGGAGCUCAGAGCGAGCGCUUCCCGUCCAACCUGGAGGUGGAGGCUUCGCCACAAGCUUCAAGUAAGGAACAGAGUGUAUUCAUUUUGAUCCGGGUUCUGUCCAUCUUAGCAAUUAAUGACAUCUUAGAAUCAUACUCAGAGUAGGAGAAAAGCCGACAUGGGCAGAACGAAGUUGCUGAGACAGACAGAGCUGUGGUAAAUCCUUAAGAUACACUUUGGUUAAGUAGUCAUGUUUCCUUGAUAGAAGUCUAAGAAAUUGCAGACCACCGGGCAGUGGUGGGGGGCAGUGGUGGCGCACGCCUUUAAUCCCAGCACUCGGGAGGCAGAGGCAGGCGGAUCUCUGUGAGUUCGAGGCCAGCCUGGUCUACAAGAGCUAGUUCCAGGACAGGAACCAAAAGCUACGGAGAAACCCUGUCUCGAAAAUCCAAAAAAAAGAAAGAAAUUGCAGACCAAAGGGAAUGAAAUUGUUCUGCCUGGUUUGAAUAGGCUGGUCUCUUGUAGGUUAUAGCUGUGAUGACAUUAGGAUCUGACAUCACUUUUUUA